CUUAUACACACAAACUCUCACUCACGCCCACGCGCUGACAGUCAAAGCUCGUGAGAGGGGGAAAUGCACCACUCUCUGCGUCUUUGCGCGGAAAAAAAGUUCCAGUCGUGUAGGCUCUGCAAAAAAUGAGUUACUAAAGCAACUUGUUAGGUUGUAACUGCAAACACUCUGGGUUGAAGAUAAUAUAUUCAUGUUUUAGUGUUGUUUAAAAGAACCCAGAGAUAUCCCUUAACGUUCCCGUUGAGGAAGAAGAGGUUACGCUCCUUUUGGACCUGGCAGCAAGAGUUUAUGUACCCGGACAUCAUCAAGGGCAAAGAUAAACUUUUUCAGAGGUGUGGAAUUUAUCUUUUUUAAAGAGAGAAAAUCAAGACUGGCACGGCUGCAAAGCAACGCUUUUCAACAACCACUGGUAAACAACAUAUAACCUACUAAAUGGACUCCCACUGCCGCAAACUUGCAUCAACGUGUGCUCAAUUAGAGAAAGAAAAGGGACAAAGUAAAAACGAAGAUUCGAACGAUGACCCGUCGAAAAAGAAGAGACAAAGGCGGCAACGAACGCAUUUUACUAGCCAGCAGUUACAGGAACUGGAGGCCACUUUUCAGAGGAAUCGCUAUCCGGACAUGUCGACUAGAGAGGAGAUCGCCGUUUGGACAAAUUUAACAGAGGCCAGAGUCCGAGUGUGGUUCAAGAAUCGACGGGCAAAAUGGAGAAAAAGGGAGAGGAAUCAACAGGCUGAGCUGUGUAAAAACGGUUUCGGCCCUCAAUUCAACGGACUUAUGCAGCCCUACGAUGACAUGUAUCCCAGCUAUACGUACAACAACUGGGCUGCAAAGGGACUCACGUCGGCCUCUCUGUCUACCAAAAGCUUUCCUUUUUUCAAUUCCAUGAAUGUCAAUCCGCUGUCGUCCCAGACCAUGUUCUCUCCACCUAACUCUAUCUCUUCAAUGAGCAUGUCCUCCAGUAUGGUUCCGUCUGCUGUCACCGGUGUACCAGGAUCAAGUUUAAACAGCCUCAAUAACUUGAAUAACCUCAGCAACCCCUCUCUAAAUUCGGGGGUUCCCACGCCGGCGUGCCCUUACGCCCCACCGACGCCUCCGUAUGUUUACCGGGACACUUGUAACUCCAGUCUUGCCAGUCUGAGACUGAAAGCCAAGCAACACUCGAGUUUUGGAUACGCGAGCGUGCAGAAUCCGGCCUCCAAUCUCAGCGCCUGCCAGUACGCAGUGGAUAGACCGGUGUAAGAGACGACUGUAGAAUUUACAAUCCGAAUCCCAGGAACAAGAGACUUCACUUUUUGUUUCAAUGGCACUAGAAGAAUAAACCACUGAAACGCGUCCAAUCCUGUGAUGGAAUGUCAAGCGGGAACGGAAGGCAAAGGCUCCAUUGCUAAUAAGAUUUGUUCUCUACACUAGCAAGUGCACACUAGCCAGUGAAGAGAUUAGGAUACCACAAUAUUUAACAACAAAAAAAAUCUCAUUUAUUUUGACGUUUCAAUUUUGGACAGUAAUUGACUGAACGGUUGUAUAUAGGCUAUACAUAUAUCUUAAUAUCAUCUCCAAUUUGUAGAAGCGAAAGCUCUAACUCUUAAGCAUUUUCAAGAAUUCAGUUCAACACAGCAUGUGGAAAACUUACAGGAAUCAUGUCUUGCUUGCGAUCAAGGGAAUGUACAUACUAAACGCACCAGUCGUGUGUGAUAUUAUAAAUUUAUUAUUAAAUGUCUGUGUGAAUAUAGAUCUAGAAUAGCAACCCUGGGUAAUAAUACGCAAAUGUUUCUGCGAAAUGAACUUGGUUUUUGCUCUGUGUAUAAUAUUUGGUACGGAAUUUUUGUUUCGUUUUUCAACAUCCCAAAAAUAAACUAUUGUGUUUUAUUUAAUGGAAGUAAAUAUAUUGUUCUAAAACAUUUCAGAACGUUUUCUUCACAAUUAUUGAAUUCAAUUAUUGAUGGUUGUAUGUGGCACACAAUUGUGGCAUUUCUACGGUUUAUAAAGACUCAGAGGGAAGGAAAAAGUAUCUAAUACACAUCAGCUUGACAUGAGUCCGGUGAAGAGGGCGAGAUGUCCCGAGCAGAUUAGGAGUCGAAUAUACAAGACUGACUAGAGGCUGGGCCUCCAGUGAUCAGCGACGCUUGAAAUAACAGCAAUAAGAUCAGGCCAGGAUGGACCACACAUCACUGGACCAUCUGCCAGCUGAACUCCUUUAAAAAAAUUAAUAUGAAGUGAUACAUGAUUGUCCAGUAUUAAGCUCAAUAGAACGUGUGCAAGUUGAAAACAAGGCUCAUGUGUCAUAUGAAUUAUGGAUUACUUAGAAUAAUAUAUAAACCGCCAUCCCACUGUGCAAACAAAACUGCAUUUUUAGCAGACUCGCAGUAGGCGCGUGUAAUUACAAGUGAUCGCGACAAUGAGUGUCAAUUGACUGGCUGUUUGUAAACAAAGAAAUCUCACAGCGUCAAAUUACUGUAUGGAAACGGUUUUAAAAUAGAGUUAAGAGGAUUAAGGGAAAUGUAUCGCCCUAAUAGAACAUAACUGCGUUUGUGAUUGGUACAGUUAUUUAACUCCAGCUCAAUAAUAACUUAUUGUCUUUCACGGGAAAUCCUUAUACUGCACUAUUGUUAGCCGCCCUCUGUUGUCCAUCAUUAACUUCGCUGAAGUAUAGCGGAUAAAGUACUUAAUAGAACGGACAAUGACAUUCAUUGAAAGCCAAUCAAAACAAAGGCAGGUAUGCCACAUAGACAGGCGUUUGUAUGAGUGUGAUUCUAUCCAUGAAAUUCAUGUCACAGCGCGUACAGAACAGGAUGAGAGAAGAACAUGUACUUUGAGUAGUGUGGUUGGAACAACACAAGCGUGCUGUUAAACAUGAAUACUCUCAUAUAGUGAUGAUUAAUGGAGCAGACAGAACAAGGGUGGAGAAAACAGUAAAAUUGAAUGCUACAAUUACAUUUAUUCGAAAUAAUAGCGUGCUGUUAUUGAAUGAAAACUAAAACGCCUUCGCUAAUUUAUAGCGUCUCCGUUAAAACAACAAAUGCUUGUCUAAAAUCCACAGAUCGUAAAUCAUCCGUUUUCAGGUGUACAUGCUCCUGGUUCUCUCAGUGAAGAGCUCUCAAUCUAACCAGGCCUAAAUUAUUCAUUCCCUGCAACAUGACGGUCUGGGGUCCCAAUACACAUCUCAAUAAACACUGUGAGCGGGGGGCCCACGGGAGCAAUACAUAGCAGAUUCAGAGAGGAACCCUUCAUUCGGCCUAAACACAGCCGGGAAAGCUGUUGCCUCAAUUUUCUAGAAGACUGCAGAAAGGUAAGGCAUUUUAAUGCGCAUUAUCAGCAUAAAACUAAAAACAUGCCCUUGCAUGACGAAGAGAAGCACCAAAAGUUUGCAUGCAUAUAACUAGUUUUCUUUAUGCUAAAGACUUUCACGCAGAGUUUUGGCUGGCUGACUUGUUGGUUCUUUUAUAAACGGAGUAGUCUUGUUCCAUGUCUGCUUUAAGACUACUUUAGUUAUUUCUCCACCUUAAAAUAUUUUAAAAUGUGCACUGACCUGAAAAAUGUCUUCAAUUCCACCUUGAAUUCGUGUUCGAUAUAACAUACAAGUAAGCAUUGUUAGAGAACUUUGUUUUAUAUUAUGCGUGUUGUGGCCGACUACGUUUUUUUUUAAAUAUAUAAUUAAUAUAUCCACUUUUACUAAUUUCAACGCUUGUUUUUUUUUUUCUUUCAAAUAACACAAAAAUCUGUCUUUUUGACCAAACAGACUUCUUUAAAUAAUAGGCUACCCAUACGCUAUAUUCAAGCCGAUAGUCUUUCCACUUACUACUGUAUUAGAUAAUGGUUUAAAUUCUGAUUUGCAUAAUAAUGCGCAGAUUUGUUAUUCAAACUGUAAAUGGUUGCUUAUUUGCAUUGUGUGUCGCAGCCUUUACAAAAACAUUGUCACUUAAAUUAUUAUUAUUAUUAUUAUAUGUCACUUAUACGCAUAUUUCAUUUCGGGAAAUAGUAUUUAACAAUACAAAUAAACAAAUAGUAUUAUUUCAGCGGCAUUUCUUUUUGAUAAAUGAUCAACAGGAUGCACCAAAUAACACCAAAAACUAUCUUCGUCUUCACAAAAUUCGUAAAAUCCCCCAUACUUGAUAAAAUUCACCAAGGUGUAUAAUAAUUCGGGACAUUUCUGAAUAAUUUAGUCAAUCAAAACUUGACUGAAAUCAUAUAUUAAGUUUUUCCAGCAAUUAAAGGUUUGAAUGAAUGGAUUAAAUAGCCUAUUUAACAGUCCAUUACUGAUGAAAACACAUCGGACAAUGUUAGGUAUUAAGUAACAGGCCCAUGUAAACAUCUGUUUACCAAAAUUGCAAAAAAAAAAAAAUAAUAAUAAUAACUGAAAAGAUAAUCAAUAGUAUGUAGGUUUUAAUUUGCUCAUAUCUUCAAACUUUGUGAUAGUGGCCAAAGAUCACUCGUCAACAAGCCAGCUUUAUUACAUUGAUAAACUGGACUGCGAUGUUGUUGCCACCCAUCUUGGCAAAAGCACAGUCUGUCCAAUCAGAUGAAAGAGAUUUAAGCGCAAGGUCGGGGAGGAAUGACCUCGCACAUUCUCUCGCAGAGCUUACCUAUAGUUCACCAUAAAAACCUGCACUGACUGACCUGCAAAAUAUUCAGAGCCGAAAAAAAUUUAUCAAUUUAUAUAUUUCAAUAGGCGGAUUAAGAAAUAUUUUCUUUUUUUACAAUAAGUAAUUACAAAUAAUUUUAAAUAUAUUUUUUGUAUUUAUAUAGAACUGGCACUGGCCUCUUUUGGGAUGAUUGCUGACCUUGUCCAAAACAGCUGUCCACAUAAUUUAUGUAAAGGUUUGUGUGUCAGUUCCAAAAUGUAGCUUAAUUUGAUUAUGAACUUUCCAUUUUCCUUAAGUACAGAAAACAAUCUUCAUUCAAACUUGCACAUCUCAUUUGCAGUCUUAAAACUGGAUUAUAUUGGCCAUUAGCCACCACGCUCUCAGCAUUGGCACUGGCUAUUGGAAACUCACUACUGAAAACAAUUACAAAAUGCUACUACUAUUACACAACCAUUACAAAGUUAUUUAAAAGCAAGAUGUCUCAAUUAAUAGCAUCUGAAACGUGUCUCCCUGUUAAAUCAGGCGUUCACAUUUGCAGAAACUAAGCUGGUACAGGCCUAAAGUGAAUCUAUAGACCCUCCAGACAGUCAUUGUGUGUGCAAGUUAGUAAGCAAACACUGGACAGGGUAAGCUUGAAUUGUUGGAGAAAAAUGUAUGGGAGGAUUAUGGGUGUGGAGGUGUGUAUGGAAAACCUCAGGUGUUGCUUCCCAUUUAAAGGCACAAAUGAGAAAUGACAACAAUUUAAAGAAUUUUUGAUCUGUAAAAUUAAAAUGGCACUGACUUCAUUCACUCCAUAUGUACAAAAGGAGAAUAUUCAAUUUUGUUUUCCACUGAAGAAAUAAACUCCUACAAGUCUACAA
This is a messenger RNA of Danio rerio (zebrafish), 5443 nucleotides long. The record is from RefSeq and is a predicted model, not a curated record. NCBI's taxonomy places the organism in Eukaryota, Metazoa, Chordata, Actinopteri, Cypriniformes, Danionidae.